Lachancea dasiensis is the source of this 2481-nucleotide messenger RNA. The record is from the annotation of a GenBank genome assembly. Lineage: Eukaryota; Fungi; Ascomycota; Saccharomycetes; Saccharomycetales; Saccharomycetaceae.
AUGGCGAGCCCCCCGGGGACCCCUGAUGCGAGACGUGAUGGGUUGAACUACGAAUUUACUCCUAUAGGCUAUACUGAAGGAAAAGCGAGUUCAAGGUCAACUCCCAAUACGGCUUCCAAGAAAAGGCCACCACACGAUGAGUCGAUAUUGAGCCAGGAAGAUGGCCACGGUUCGGGGCCCAAAAGGGCUCGAAAACUUGAUGACACGUUAAAUUCCACUAGAAUCUUUAAUGAUUCUUCUUUUGAAGAUACAUUACCGUCCCAGAUUGGUAUACCCAACCUUCCAAAUACUGAUGGAAAAACAGUCCUUGACAGCGUGGAAAGAGAUGGCGAAAGUGGAGGAGCUUCCAACCCAUUAAAAGAACAACAAGAUUCGCUUUACAAGUUGAAUCUGGAAAACUACAACCUUCGAGUUAAGUGUAAUAGUUUGCUGAAGUUCUUGAACAACGUAACAGACGAAGGCGAGUUGAAAAAGAAUCUUGACAUCAUCAGCGAGCUGCAGGAAUGGAAGACCAAAUAUCAAAAACUUGCUUCUUCUUACCGUGACCUUCAGCUCAAAUUCGACCAAAUCGAUCGAAACGAUCCGGACAGACACCAGAAAGAAACUGCAUUGCAUAACGAAAAGUUAAGGGAUCUUGAAACAAAACUGAAGGAGUACAGACAUAGUGCCAAUAAAUCAAGGGAUGUGAUCGCUCAACUGGAAAAAAAUCUCACUACUUCCACCCAGCAAUCAAGAACCCUCAAUGAGCACUUGGAAACACAAACACAAUCUCAGCGCCAAGCCAUUGAGACACUAAAGAGUAAAAUCUCACAGAAUUACAGGCUUAUCGAGGAACGCGAAGCUAGCAUAGAAGAACUAAAUUCAAAACUUGGUGGAGAAGUCAAAGCUCGUGAAAGUUUAGAAACUCAGACUAAGGUAUAUGCACAAAGAAUUGAAGAAUUAGAGAAGCAAUUACACGAAUACGAGAUCAAAAUCCAGGAUAUACAGCAAUCGUUGGAGAAAGCUCGAAAAGAUCUUGGAGCUGCGUCAGGAAGAAGAAGCUCAAGAGAGGAGAUUCACACCCCCGAAAAGGUUCGAGUACAAACGGAGAUAGAUCAAACGUUGGCCAAGAAUCGUGAGUUGAGAGCUCAAAUGGCAAAGUUAAAAGCGAAUUCCAAUGUUUUUGAAAGCGACAUCAAUUCUCGAGACAUGAAGAUAAAGGCGCUUGAAAGCGAAAUUCGGAACCUACAUGAACAGUUUUCUAGCCAAGGAAUGGUCAUCGAAGAGGGCAAAGCUCGCUACGAAAGGCUAAAGUCGCUGUCCGCGGAAUUGCAAAAGGCAUUAUUGGAGAAGGACGAGAUCAAGAGAGAUAAUGACAGGUUACGGCAGCAAAUAGUUUCCCAAGCCACGCGAUCCCCUGGCCUUAAGGAAAAUGCUCGAAAGGCACAAGAAAGUAAGAUCCAAGCGGAAAAACUCAAGAUCAAGAUUAAAAAUUUGGAACGAGAUCUUGAUUCGGCCAAUAAGGAAGCCGAAAUCCUGCGCCACGAGCACAAGGUGGAGAUGGAGAACAUCAGAACUCAACUCGGAAACUCUGACAUGGAGCCCUUGCUAGCCAAGCAUAAGCUUGAGAAAGAAGUUAGUAUUUUAAAGUUGGAACUGGAAUCGCUGCGAGAAACCAAGGAUCGAGAAAUUUCGCUGUUAGAAAACAGAUAUGAGCUUUUGAAACAAGAAAAUAAACAGUUGAACCAACAGAGGGAAGCACACACCGGUCAGAGCCAAAAAAAACUAUCUGAAAGGCAGGCCGAGAUUGACGAGUUGGCACAGCGGUGUAGUGAUCUGACGAUGGAAAAGGUAAAGCUUAACAAGGAACUGGGCCAAAGCCAAGAAUCGCAAGCAGAAAUGAAAAAGGAACUCGCAAGAGUUACCGCUAGGCUAGAAUAUGUCACCAAGGAAUUCAUUAAAUAUCGAGAGUUGUAUGGAUCCAAAGCUCCCGAUAGUGAGACCAGUAGAUUCAACGAAAAAUGGGCCGAAAAAUUUCGCAGCAUGAAGCAAAAACUGCUUCAUGAGCUAAAAUCCUUACAGGAGGAGAAUUUGGCAUUAGAAAAAAGGCUUCUAGAAAACCAGCAGCGGCCUCCAAGAUCUGCAAGCCCUGAUUUGCGUAAACUAUCCUUGCAGGAUCAAGUGGACUAUUACAAACUACGCUACCACCGUGAAGUGGAGCACAAUAACGACUUGAAGGUUAUGAAUGAGUAUCUAAACCGCGUGUUGAGAGCCAGCUCACGUCACGUGCGUCUCGAUAUUAUGAAGUUGGAAAACGAGGCACUCACAGAUCUGUGGCCUGAAUAUCCCUAUCGCGGCCAUCUGCGAUUCAAAACCGUUGCGUUGAUGGUUCUUGCAAUGGUGAGGGUCCAGAGAGCUAGUACGAAAAAGCGCUGGGACGCCCAACGUAUCACUUACUUGCGUCAAAAAAUUGCCCUUGACCAGGACCGAGUGACUUGGUGA